Apiotrichum porosum is the source of this 600-nucleotide messenger RNA. RefSeq names its product Rho GTPase protein rac1. NCBI's taxonomy places the organism in Eukaryota, Fungi, Basidiomycota, Tremellomycetes, Trichosporonales, Trichosporonaceae. Bases 1 to 600 code for a protein of 199 amino acids. The record is from RefSeq and is a predicted model, not a curated record. Gene Ontology annotation, biological process: regulation of cell shape; actin filament organization; regulation of actin cytoskeleton organization. Gene Ontology annotation, molecular function: GTP binding; protein kinase binding; GTPase activity. The transcript is spliced from 8 exons. Gene Ontology annotation, cellular component: cell projection; cell cortex; cytoskeleton.
AUGGCUGCCGCUACGCGUAGCAUCAAAUGUGUCGUUGUGGGAGACGGUGCUGUCGGCAAGACAUGCUUGCUUAUCUCGUACACAACCAACGCGUUCCCCGGAGAAUACGUGCCAACCGUGUUUGACAACUACUCGUCCCAGGUCAUUGUCGAUGGCAUGACCGUUAGCCUUGGUCUGUGGGACACAGCCGGACAGGAAGACUACGACCGUCUCCGUCCCCUCUCGUACCCCCAGACCGACGUCUUCCUGCUAUGCUUUUCGGUCGUCUCCCCUGCAUCGUUCGAGAACAUCAGGACCAAGUGGUGGCCCGAGAUCCAACAUCACUCCCCCGGAACGCCCAUCAUUCUCGUUGGCACCAAGCUUGACCUGCGGGAGGACCCCAUGCAGGCUGAGAGGCUUCGCGAGAGGCGACAGGCGCCCAUUCAGUACUCGCAGGGUACGGCAAUGGCCAACGACAUCAAGGCGGCCCGAUACCUUGAGUGCUCAGCGCUCACUCAGGUCGGCCUGAAGAAUGUGUUUGACGAGGCAAUCCGCACCGUCCUCAACCCCGGUCGCCGCAACGGAAAGGCCAAGAAGUCAAGUGGCUGCGUCCUCAUGUGA